Messenger RNA from Theobroma umbraticum, 1735 nucleotides. RefSeq lists its product as uncharacterized. The record is from RefSeq and is a predicted model, not a curated record. NCBI's taxonomy places the organism in Eukaryota, Viridiplantae, Streptophyta, Magnoliopsida, Malvales, Malvaceae.
CCAACCAACAUUAAAUAAAUAAAUAAAUAAUAUUUAAAAUGCUUCACUGUAUUCUAUCUCUCUUUCUCAAUAUUUUUUACCCAUUUUUGUUUUAAUGGCAGUGGUUUGAUUUUGCUCUUUGUUUCUUUGAUUCUGAGGAAUUUCUGCUUUUGCUUUCAAAUUACGACAUCGUUUCUUUACAUUGCACAAGUUGGCUACUUUAAUACAUAUUCUCUCUUUUUCAUUCUUUGCUUUUAGCUGUAGACUUUCUCAUGUUGUAAAUCAUAGCAAAAAGAAAACUUUUUUUGGUUUGGGCAUCUCUGUAUCUCUCUAUCUCUAUCUGCGUUUUGGGUUUUGGGUUUUUUCCAUGCAAGAGAUGAAGGCUUUCAAUUGUGCUUCUGUAGUGUUGGAUCCAAAGACUAGGUCAUGCCUCUGCCGUCUUUUUGUUGUAGCUUCUUUGAUUUGUGCUGCCUACUUCAUUAGUGGUGCAUUUAUUGCUAAGGAAUACAAAGAUAGGUUAUCGAGAUGGGAGGUGAUUAAUAUGCUACAGAAUUCAAAAUCCAAUAUAUGCAAGAUUCGAUGCAGACCUCCGGGAAGUGAGGCAUUACCUCAAGGAAUUGUGGUCAAAACAUCAAACUUGGAAAUGCGACCUUUAUGGAGUGACACUCUGAAGAAUGGCAAUCUAGAGCUGUCAUCAAACUUGUUAGCCAUUGCUGUAGGUAUUAAGCAAAAGGAAAUUGUAAAUCAAAUUGUUAAAAAGUUCCCUUCAAGUGAUUUUGUUGUGAUGCUUUUCCACUAUGAUGGUGUUGUGGAUGAGUGGAGAGAUUUGGAAUGGAGUGAUCGUGCCAUACAUGUUUCUGCAGUGAAUCAAACCAAAUGGUGGUUUGCCAAACGUUUCUUGCAUCCGGACAUAGUUGCUGAAUACAAGUACAUAUUCCUCUGGGAUGAGGACCUUGGAGUAGAUAACUUUGAUCCAAAACAAUAUUUGUCUAUAGUUGAAGACGAGGAACUGGAGAUAUCACAACCAGCACUUGAUCCAGUUAAGUCAGAGGUGCAUCAUCAAAUCACAGCUCGUAAAAGGAAUUCAAGAGUGCACAGAAGGAUGUACAAGUUUAAAGGCAGUGGAAGGUGUGAUGGCCGCAGCACUGCUCCUCCAUGUAUAGGUUGGGUGGAAAUGAUGGCCCCUGUAUUCUCAAGAGCUGCAUGGCGCUGUGCAUGGUAUAUGAUCCAGAAUGACUUGAUCCACGCUUGGGGCCUUGAUAUGCAGCUUGGUUAUUGUGCACAAGGUGAUCGUAUGAAAAAUGUUGGUGUGGUUGAUGCUGAGUACAUAGUUCAUUUGGGUCUUCCUACACUUGGUGUUUUGGCUGAAAAUGAGUUAAAUUCUACACAAGUUAACAUUACUCAGGGGGAGCCCUCCUCUAACUCAGAAACAUUGGCACCAUCUGAAUCUCAUAAAGUUGACAAUAGACCUGAAGUGAGAAGACAAUCUUUCAUUGAAAUGCAAAUGUUCCGUAAAAGAUGGGAAAAUGCUGUCAAGCAGGACAAAUGUUGGGUUGAUCCUUACCAACAAUCAGUUAACAAAAGCACUCACUAAUUAUUUGGAGUACAAAUGAUUUUCUCAAGUAUAUGUUUUUUUCACAAGGUAAAGGAUUGUAAAUUUGUGAGGAAAUUUGGAUGUAAGAGAUUGUUAUUCAUUAUUCAUUGAAUGACAAUGUAAAUAUGUUUUGUUGAUUAGAAAUGUUGUACUGUUUUACAA